This is a messenger RNA of Olea europaea var. sylvestris, 1355 nucleotides long. RefSeq lists its product as uncharacterized. Gene Ontology annotation, biological process: retrograde vesicle-mediated transport, Golgi to endoplasmic reticulum. Bases 314 to 1195 code for a protein of 293 amino acids. The transcript has 6 exons. The record is from RefSeq and is a predicted model, not a curated record. Gene Ontology annotation, molecular function: SNAP receptor activity. Gene Ontology annotation, cellular component: SNARE complex; endoplasmic reticulum. NCBI's taxonomy places the organism in Eukaryota, Viridiplantae, Streptophyta, Magnoliopsida, Lamiales, Oleaceae.
UAGGAUUCUUAACAUCCUCUCAUCCAUCCUUCUUUCUUAUUCAGUUACAAAAUCUUAUAGGUUGAUAUGAAGUUAUCUAACUUAUUUUGAACUUGUAUAAUUUCGGUGGUGCUAUUUACUUCUAGUUGACUGAACUUCAUCAUUUGGGUGGUGCUAUUUACUUCUAGUUGACUGAACUUACUCUCCUACAGAUGACUGAUUGAUAAGAAUUCAAGUUUAUAUCAUUUCAAAUUUUCAAUUUUUAUGAAAAUCAAAAACCAUCUCUGCAGAUUGUAAUAUAAUUUUAUAGAGUAUCUUAGAUCCACAGUAAUGGAUGCUUCACAGGGUGACAUUUAAGAUUAAGGUCCUCGUGGGUAUUAAGUGCGUGUUUGACAAAGCUUACUAUUAUUUAAGGUCAUCAAACAUAGUAUUUUACCAGGACCUACUUACUUUGCAAUUAUUAUCCAUACAUUAUGUAGGACUCACAACUUAUAAGAACUUAAAAGCUCUCUCUAACAUACUCUACAAUUACACACUUGCAGUGCAAUUUCCUCUAUGUUGGAUUUGGAUUUUGGAUAACGAAAGUGUUUUUUGGGUGAUAAGGAUUUGUGGGAUGGUAUCUGCUUACUUUUUAUGGUGUAGGGUUUCAAAAGCUCAUUCGAAUGAAUAUACAGAGAAAAUUGAAGGUAUAGAAGCCAAAAUAAGUACCACUGAGCAGUCCACUAAGCAAGUUUCUCAGGAUCCUUCUUUAGGGACUUCUGACAUGCAAAUCCUCUCCAAAGAAGCAGGAGAAAGUGUUCACUCUCCUAGAGGAUUGAGGCGGAGACUUAUGCAUCCAACAGAAGAUAGAUCUAAUGAUACCGUCAAACUCAACAAUAUAGAGAGGUCUGUCAAAUUGGAUUCUGCAGCACAGGCUCAUAUUGAGAAGCACAGAAAGCUUCAAGACGAUUUGACUGAUGAAAUGGUUGGUUUGGCGCGACAACUCAAAGAGAGCACCCUGAUGAUGAGUCAGUCGAUACAAAACACAGAGAAAAUACUUGACUCAACAGAGAAAGCAGUCGAGCAGAGCUUGGCGAGAACUGGACAUGUCAACAGUCGGGCAAUGGAGGUAUACUCGCAGACUUUCAAGACAUCCUGUGCCACAUGGCUUGCGGUUUUUGUAAUGGUUUGUAUCUUUAUCAUGGUUGUACUACUCAUCCGUGUUACUCGAUAUUAGAAAAGCACUGAACUUGUAAAAUUUUAGACUUGGUAUGAUAGUUUGGAGUUGAUCUUUGAAGUGAAAUCAUGUAAAUAUACAAAGGAAAAAUGAAUCUAACAUGAUUUCGAAACAGGAAGCAAUUCGAUAUAUAUGUUUUUUUAUUUUUUUCUUUGGACAA